AGCACAAUGUUAUUGGUGAGCGAGCUACCUGUGGCAAGAUGGCCGCCAUGUGCGGACGUUCGAUCCUUUGGCCGAGACAUCUAGCCUUUUUAUAUAUAUCUAUGGUACGGCCGACUCGCGGCUCUGAACGUCACCACAUACGUCAUCAACACAAGCCUCGAUACGUGCGUCACAAAACACUCCCUGGAUUACUCGAAACACACUUCGAAGCCUCGACACGGAAGGAUACAACACUACAGACCGUCCAGAGAAAUCGAAGGUGCAAUGACCCGCCAUGGAAAGAAUUGCACGGCAGGAGCUGUUUACACGUACCACGAGAAAAAGAAGGACACCGUCCAGAUGGAUUCUUGUAUGACAAACAGGCCAUUCUUGAAUACAUUCUACACCAGAAGACGGAUACUGCCAAAAAAAUGAAGCUGUAUGACAAGCAGAAAAGGGCACAGAAGAGCAGCAGCCAGCUUGAGUCCAAGUCGGAGGAAAGGGAGAGAGUGGAGAAGUUUAAAACCAGGGAGAACAGCAUCGUUUCCAAACCCAUCAACCCAUUUAUAUCUGGGCAGAACAAAGGAAUUGAAAAGGGCAGGACAGAAGGCAGUUCAGUAGAAUCCUCGACUGUCUCCUCAGCUUCAACUUCAAUCCAGAGCCUUCCCAGUUUCUGGAUCCCCUCUCUGACUCCAGAGGCCAAGCCCACUCUGCUCAAAAAACCAAGUAAGGCUGUGUUGUGCCCCAUGUCAGGACGACCAAUUAAGAUGAAUGAGCUUGUCACAGUGCGCUUCACUCCCGUGGACCCAAGCCUGGGCCGAGUGGCCUUGCUCACCCAACAGGACAGGUAUGUAUGUGCAGUAACCAGAGACGUCCUCGCUAACAGUGUUCCCUGCGCUGUUCUGCGACCCUCGGGUGCAGUGGUGACUCAGGAGUGUGUGGAGAAGUUGAUCAAGAAGGACAUGAUCGAUCCUAUGACGGGAGAAAAACUGUCUGACAGAGACAUCAUACCACUGCAGAGGGGUGGAACUGGCUUUGCUGCCUCAGGGGUUGACCUCAGUGCCAAAGAGGCUCGUCCAGUGAUGCAAGUGUGAGACAAUGGAAGAUCUGAGGAAUGCGUGAACAUGUGUCCAAGACACACACUCCGAUGGCCUGUCAUUUGCUGGCAUAUUUUUACUCUUCCCGAAGCAUUUUUUUUUUUUUUUCAUUUAAUAUAAAAGUUAAAUAAAUGGUUGAAUACCUUUUUUACAUUUUGAUUGUGCUUUCAAUGACUAUGUACAUACAAGACAAAACUCUUGAUCUGAAGUUUGCCCUUCACACAUAAACAACGCAGGAAAUUCUCUUCUCAGACAUGUUCACAACAAUAAAAAAAUCACUCAAUCAAUAAAAUGUUAUAUCACAAUUUAUCUCAAAGGGCUUAACAAGGUGCGACAUUCUCUGCUUUUAACCCUCAACAAAAGUAAGGAAAAAUUAAAGGGGGGGUAAAAAUAUUGAAACUUAAUAGAGCGAGCCACAUGUAAGGGAUCCCUCUCCCAGGACAGACAGAAGUGCAAUAGAUGCCACGUGUAACUGAGAACGUCAGCAAAAUAACAGCAUUUUAUUGAUCGGAAGAAACCGUUUGUAGCGUUAUGGAAAGUGUGUCUACGUUUAAAGUAUUUGUAGUUAUUGUCAGUAAUGGUAGAGUAUGUAUAUAGGCAUAUUGUAUAUCAAGCAGUCUUGUAAAUAAUAGUCCAUGAUCAACUGCCUACACUAUAAGAUACACUACCACUAUCCACAAUCAACGGGCAACAAGAUCCAUGAUCUGCCAUCUGAUUCAUGAUAUACCAAUCAUAAUCUACGAUGUAUUUGCAUUAGCGAUCCUGGAUCGCAAACGAUAAAGCACAAGGACUACGGGAAGAAGUCAAGUCAGUAACGUAUUGAUGAGACAUUAAUCUGAUAAAGAGGGAGAAGAAGAGGAGCUUGGUGAGGAGAAGAAUUUUAAAUUAUAUUCUUGUAUUAACCGGAAGCCAGUAUAGCAAAGCUAAUACAGGAUAAAUGUGUGCUUUUUUCCUGGUUCUUCUCAGGACACAUGCUGAAGCAUUUUUGACAAGCUGCAGAGUCUUUAACAACUUACUGCUGGAGCCUGAUAAUAAGGAAUUGCAAUAUCAAAUCUGGAUGUAACAAAGGCGUGGACAAAUGUUUCUGCAUCUUUUUGAGAUGCUACGCAAGUGAAAGAAGGCGGUCCUAGAAAUUUGUUGUGUGAGAAUCAAAGGAAAAAUCGGGAUCGAAAAUCACUCCCAAGUUCCUGACUGUUUCAUAGGAAGCAAGGGCAAUGUUGUCUAGCGCAGCUAUAUCAUCAGAUAAUGCAUUUCUAUGGUUUUAUCUGCAUUUAAUAAGAGAAAAUUGCUGUUCAUCCAGGUUUUUAUGUCCUUCAAACAUGCUUGAAGUUGAGUUCAUUGAUUACAAUAUUCUAGUUUUAUUAUUAGGUACAACUGAUUGUCAUCUGCAUAGCAGCGAACAUUUACAGAGUGUAUCCUGAUAAUGUUUCCUAUUGGAAACAUGUAUAAUGUGAAUAAAAUAGGGCCGAGCACAACAACACAGAAAAUCACCCGAGUGUUAAGGCGAGACGUAGUGCAGCAUUUAGAGGCAGGAUGUAACAUAUUAAUCCUGCUGCGGAGAUCACAUUUUUGUCUACAUGUAUUGCACAGGUUUUUCAUCCAGAUAUAUUUGCUCUAAUUGUUUUCUUUAUUUAGUUUUGUUAGGCUGGCGUGUUCGUAAUGAAGAAAGUCCAUAGGCUCUCUCUGAUAUUUGCGUUCAUAUAUAUACAGCCCCUCUGGAGAAUUUCUAGAGGAUCUAGAGAGUUCAGAGCAUGUCUGAAAGCAGCUUUAGAUUCAGUAUCAAGCACUAUGAAAUGAAUAAAAAGUUACAUUCAAAUUUCUGAACCAUAUUAUUCUAAAGCCUGGCCAAAUAUAAGAUCCUGAUGACGGGGUGAAUCUGACCAUCUGAGUUGACUCGGUUUAGCUGUCCUAUAUUAUGAUAAGGGUCCAAACUUAGAAGGAUUACACUAGUAAUUACUUACCCUUUCAGACAGGCUCUGGUUUAAUCUACUGCAUGUGAGUCAGUGUUUGUGGGUGAAAGAGAGUGUGUAUUUCUUUCGUUGUGAGGGAAAAUUUUAGUUCAAAACCACUUUUAUGAGUACUGGCCAAAACGUCCUCACAACCAAAAUUUGUCAAAGGGCUGCUCAGUUUUAUUGUUCAGGUUCAAGUUUAACUUAUGCAAGGUUGGGUAUGGGUUAGGUAUUAAGCUGUGAAGGUUAAGGAUAAAAGGGGUAAGGAAAUGCAUUUUAUAAAUGAGUGUCCUUGCAACUUUGGAAAGACAAAUGUGUCAGGGUAAGAUGUCCUUCCAUAGCAGUCUUUAAAGCAGAUAGAGGUAAACAUUAUAAGACUAUUAAUAUGAAUCACUCUAAUUUCAAGUGAUUUACAUUAAACAUACCCAUGACUGGCAGUGUUUAUUGUUUGCUGGAGAUUUAAUUUAAUAUCCAUGGGUUGUUUUGAACAGUUUCUGAACAUUAACCACAGUCCUCAGCAGGGUUGCCUUGUCUCUGAAAGAAGAAACAAACAAGAGCCGCUUGAAAUCCCAAAGAGACUAAUCUACAAUAUCGAUUAUUCUUAUUCACAGUUCAUCGUGGUCAUCCACCCUCAUGCCUCCAUAGUCAGUGAUGGUGCUGGUCUUGAUGUAGUCAAUCUUGUCCAAUAGCUCGGACAGAGAGAGAUGGCCAUCCUGACGAGCAGAACACAUCAUUAGUAGGAUAUAAAAGCCUUGACUGGCAAGAGAGGAUCACCACUCUGCUUAUGUUCAUGCAUCUAAAUAAACCUGAAAAUCCUGUGAACCUGAUGACCAUUCAGCCAUAGAUAUAUAUAUAUAUAUAUAAAGGCUAGAUGUCUAGAUUGGGCGGUGUGGCCUAGGGGGUAGAGUGGGCGUUCUCCAACAUGAAGGUUGCCGGUUCAAUCCCCAAUCUUCCCCAUCUGCAUGCCGAAGUGUCCUUGGCAAGAUACUGAACCCCUAAAUGGCCCCUCAUAAAAUGUUGAGUGUACUAAAAAUUUAAGUAUCUUUGGACAAAAGCGUCAGCUAAAUGACAUGUAAAGUCUCAUCCAACAGAGUCGAAUGUCCGCACAUGGCGCCCAAAGUACAUGUACCACUACCAACACAAAUUUAUGGGUGAGCGAGCCGCCUGUGGCAAAAUGGCGGCCAUGUGCGGACGUUCGACACCGUUGGCCGGCAACGUGGACGAGACAUCUAGCCUUUAUAAAUAUAUCUAUGCAUUCAGCACUAAAGUACCAAGUUAGGUUUCAGAGAGCCCUUGUUGAUUGGUGUUUGGUGUUUUAUUGACAAAUGCACAUUUGUUCUCACCAAUAAUUUUAGCUAAUAAAACUACAUCCUUAGAUUCAAUAGUCUGACAAUAUUACAAUACAUAGAUGCUUUUAGUAAUGACAGUCAUUUCACUGCUUGGGUUUAUUACUCCUAACAAUUGCACAGUCUCAUAUAUUUUUUUAGGACCUUGGGAAUCGCCGAUAUUUAAAUAUUUAAAUAUCGGCGAUUCUGCACAAUACUUUGAUGUGUUCCAGUUACUAAUUGCACAUAGAACAAUUUUUGUGUGUCAGGCAUCUGUUUUUUCAAGACGGUAUUUUAGCAUCAAACGCCAUCCCACGUGAUACUCUUACUGUGGUUCAAGACUUACCCUCCGCAGGAAAUAAGUGUGCGUGCAAAAGCGCCGUCAGAUUCAUGACACAUGGGUGCCAGCCGAUUGAAUCGGAAUCAUACUAAACCGCUCUUUGAACUUAGCAUACUGCCAUGCCUCUAUUUCUCCAUAUAAGGACACAACAUCAGAAAUUGAAGGCGCAGGUGGUGGAAGACACAAAAGACACACUUUUUUGUAGCAUGUCCUCAAGAAUGACAAUGUUCGUCUCAGUGUACUUCCAAGUUCGGCCUGUAUCAUUGUAUCAUUGAUUACAAGGCAAAAACCCCUGUUGACACUAAAGGCUGAAUUAUAGUCCUGCGACUGCAACCGCGGAAGGCCACGCAGCUGCAUCGACGGACUCGUUUUGGUUUAUACUUCUCUAACGUGCUGCGCGUGUUGCAACGCAAUUCACCGCCAGAACCCUAGGCGGAGUAACGUUUUUUUUCAAAGACAAAACACACAAAGAAGAGACGUCUUCUUCUUCGUCAACUGUUUAUUUACAUCGCCACUCCGGCUCCUCAUAGCCCAUUUCUGGCGGACAAAUCGGCCAGUCAGUGACGGGUUAUACAAGUGGUCAUACUUUCGGAUCUCUACUGACAAGUGCUCUUCUAUUUGGUCCAUAUUCGUUCUUCUAAAUCUUCCGUGAUUUCCGCGUAUUGUGGGGCAUGAAACCGGAAACUAAACUCCGGACAGGAUGUAGUAAGCAGACCAAUCACAAGCCUUGCGGGCUGCGUGAGGCUCGCGUCGCUUUGUCGUGUAGUUAGAAAAAUUGGCGGACGCACGCAAGCCCGCAGAGGGCAUGAAAGGGGCCUGUUGCGUGUCUUGCGUGCAUGCGUGCGUGCGUGCAACCCGACUAUAAUUCGGCCUUUAGACGCAAAGGGAAUUUAUGACACAUGACACACAGAGCUUCUCUUUCCAGCUUCUCCUUCCUCUUCUUCAUCCCUAUCACAUCGAAGUAAGUCAUAUCUCAUCAGUACAUGUUACUGACUUGACCCCUUCCCCGAGUCCCUUUGCUUUAUCUUCCGCAGAUCCGUCCCGCUGUGGCCGCACCAUGGAUUACGAUUGUGGAUCGCGCAUCAGAGGUCGCAAUGGUGGAUCCAGUACGGCGGAUUCUAUAUCUUGCAGGCUGAUCGUAGUGGUAAUGGCGGAUCCUGUGUCGCGUUGGCAUCAUAUAAUGAUGGUGGACCACGACCGAGGUCGGCGGCUGAUGAGGGAUCCCAAUAAGCGGCAGUUGACAAUGACUGGACUAUAGUGGAUCCGAUCUGGAUGGCGGAUCAUGAUCUUGCUGGCUGCUGAUCAUAGACUAUGAUUGCAGCAGGACUGCAAGACAUAUAGUAUUGAAGUUAUCCUUCAAAAUGUUUACCCUCAUCAAUGCUGCUAAAAACUUUAAUCUUGAUGAUGUUUUCCUACACCUGACAUCUAUUGCACUUCUGUCCGUCCUGGGAGAGGGAUCCCUCACAUGUGGCUCUCUGAGGUUUCUAUGUAUUUUUACCCUGUUAAAAGGGUUUUUAGUAGUUUUUCCUUACUCUUGCUGAGGGUUAAGGACAGAGGAUGUCACACCAUGUUAAAGCCCUAUGAGACGAAUUGUGAUUUGUGAAUAUGGGCUAUACAAAUAAAAUUUGAUUGAUUGAUUGACUUAACAAUUUUAUUUUUGUGACCCACCUUGUCACUUUGCUCUGUGAAAGGAACAUGCAUUUUACUUGCUUAACGACUGUUUCUGUAGACAAUCUAAGUUGGUGUAUUGGCAGUUUGGGUCAGUAAAUAGAACUUGGCACAGUUUCGGUUCAGCCCUACCCAAAAAAAUUUGAUGGACUUUGAAUCCUCGUGGAUUUUAAAGUGGUACCAUUAAAAUUUGACAGUCUUGUGUCAAGUCACUUGCUUGUUUUGGAAAGCUUCUGAGUUCCACAAUUGUGCAAAUUAAUUUACACCAUGUGAUGCAGCUGCAAGAUUCUGUAUGAGUGAAUAUUUCAACCUGAAAUUGCAUUUUGAUUGUUCAAUCGUCCAGCCUAUUAAAUUACAACAAACAUUAAUAAUUAAUAAAUGUAAAAAAUGUUGUUGAGUCACAUUCAAUGCGCACUUAAUGUUGGACACCCACCUAAUAUUGUGCUUCAUGUUUACAUGACUACAUCCCAUAAUUUCUGCAGAUUUGUCAGCUGCACAUUCAUCCUCGGAUUUAUGAAGUCAUGUUUACAUAACUAUGUUAAGAUAUAGUAAAGAUCUAAACAAAAACCUCUCGGCUUUACUUUCACUAAUCAGGGUUUUGGUUCAGAAACAAAUGAUUUGCCGUUAAACUAACAAAUACUUUUCAAGCUCUAGUGAAAUUUUUUAUUUAUUAAUUUACUUUGUUGAUUUAUGUCUUGUUAAAGGGGAAGAUUAUAUAACAUAAUUUGUUCUGCUACUUUUCAUUUAAGUUUUGAGUUUUGUGUUUGCAAUUUAAUUGAUUUGUUUGGUUGUUGAAUGAAAUAAACGUUUAUUUAUAUAAACAGUAGGGGAGAGCGGGGUAAUGUGAGAAUUUUUUUACAUUUGCUCCCCUCUAGGCGAGCUAAAAUGAUAUAUCAGUAAAAUGUACACAUUUCCCAUUAAUUCAGGAUGUUUCCUAGCAACGGAAAUGAUCAGAAUGUCUUCAGGACAAAGGGCAGUGAAAAUAUGAGUGUUUUUAAAAAAGUGGUCUUGUGUCUCACUUUACCCCAGCUUAGGGGAAUGACUCUUUUGAGGGUUGUCUUGUCAAUAUUUCUAUCCCUUCCAGCUUUUCUUAAGGACUUCUCAAUCUCUGCGAGGGGUGUUUGGCCCCAGGUUGUCUUCCUGGUGUAGUUUCUUGGCAUGAUGGCUUUUCUACAAUGUUUAUGACAUUAAAAAAAAAAACCUAUGUAAUGUAAUAUUACACUAAAAUAUGUUUAAGACUAAACUUAACUUGUGCUUCAUGUCUCACUUUACCCCGAAGCCAACAUUAUAGAAAAAACGACAACUUUUAGCAAUUCAGGCUAAUCUUCACCUAGCAUCAAUCACAUGGUUUUAUAUGUUGGAAGUUCAUCAACAUGUAUGAUAUACAUUUUUCUACCUGAAUCAAUUUGUUUUCACACAACAGUUGAUUAAGUUCAAAGCAAGAAAAGUUACUUUUACAUGCAAAAAACACAUUUUUGUGAAAAAACAUAAUUACCACAGCACCAGCACCAAUUUCUCCUUCAUGGCAAGGGGGGAAUGGGAAGUGCUUGAAAACAUAAUGGUCACAUGACCACAAAUGUGUACCGUUGCCUAGAUACAGGGGGUGUCUCACAUUACCGAUGUCUCACAUUACCCCGCUCUCCCAUAUAUAUAUAUAUAUAUUUCACUGGUGUAGAAAUUGUGCUUUGGUACAGAAAUCAGUAGCUGUUACACUAGAGCAAAGCUCAAUGGGCACCAAUCACCAACCAUUCUUAAGAAUAAAUUAUUUCUUAAAACCUACUUGUGCAGUUUUUACAAAGACUCUGACUUUCAUCAAUGGGAAGUCCACAAAACACUUUUGGAGUUUCAGUGGUAAAGUGCAUUGCAGCCAAAUCCAAUACAAUUGAAGUAAAUGGUGAACGAUUGUUCAAACUACAGAAAAAAAAAAUGCCUUCAUACUGCUCAUGUGAAGGCAUUUCCAUAAGCCCCGAAAUUGAUCAUCGAAUCUAAACUGCGCAAUUUACACCAUGUUCUUAGUGUAAAUGUCCUCUGCAGCUGCGUACGCACAUGGAUCACAGUGAGUCGAAAUGAAUGAGGUAACCAAUUACUUCAAUUUUAUAAUUUGCCUCUGAGACUCCAAAAUGGUUUUGUGGACUGAUACACUUCCCCCACCGCUCCAUCAGCAUAGUGGUGAGUAGAUGAGUGAAUUUAAAUGUUUUUAUGAACUAUCCCUUUAAAAUGUUCUCUCUAAGUGUAGCCUGUUAAUUCUGAAAACAGAGUUUAUUUCUGUUCUGAAAUGAGCAAUGCCUCAGGAAAUGCAACAGGUCUGUGGAUGCUGAGCUCCUUGUGUGCAUGCCGCGCACCAAGCGGAACUUGAACCCGAAUGUUAUUGAAAAUCUUUUGUUUAAACCUGACCUGGCAUGUCUGGACCUAAUGGGUCCAUCAGGCUCAGGUCGAGUAUCCACAGGUGCUCAGCUGAGGGUUCACCCGCUGUGCUGUGUUUCCAAUGAUGAGCUGCUCCAACUCAUAACUCUGUGCACUUUCCUUUUCUCUUUCCUUGCCCCUCUCUCUUCUGUGUUUGAAAAUUUAAAUUUUUUCUUAAAAUACCACAAAAUACGAUACCAUAGUUCUUUUUUAGCUCCAUCUAUUCCUGUUACAGGAUACCACUGCUUAGUCUGGAUACCAACACUGGAAUCUACAUCACUGAUAUAAUAGUGAUAUUAUUUAAGAAAUGCAUUUAUUUAAAAAAAGCAAUGAGCAUUACACCUGAGGUAUACUGAAAAAUAUGAAAAUUUCAUGAUGUGAUAGCAUAAUUUCAUGGCUAUACAAUUCGGCUAAAGAUUGAUAGGUAUUAGUACUGACCAAGCAUCACUACAGCAAUUAGAAAAGCCACAACGGAAAAGCCAGGACUCUGAAAUGCAGAAAAACAAUAUUCAUACUACAUUGUACAGUAAUGCCUCAAGAAUAUUAUUGCAAAAUAAAAACUACAAUUGUUUGAAUUUUUUAUUUUUAUUUUAUAGACAGAAGCCCCAAAAUUUCAAUUAAAACCAUUGAUCUUCAAAUCCCCUCUUUUUGUUUGUUUCCAUUGUCUGUUUCAUGUACUUUAACAACAAAUGGUCACAUGCAUUUUUGGUUAUGUAAACACAAGGUUCUCAGUUAAACCCACAUUUUGAAAUGAACCACAGAAUGUUUUUUUUCCAUUCGACAAUAUUAUACUUAUGAGGAUAGACAUCUCAGUAAACAGUCUAAUACAGUGGCCUCAAACCUGUCGAUCGCUAUUUACUGGUAGAUCUCUAAAACUCUCUGGGCUCUGGCUGCAGAUCAGCUGUGUAUCGGUUGUCUGU
Messenger RNA from Pleuronectes platessa (European plaice), 9681 nucleotides. RefSeq names its product nitric oxide synthase interacting protein (gene nosip). Gene Ontology annotation, molecular function: ubiquitin protein ligase activity. The transcript is spliced from 9 exons. NCBI's taxonomy places the organism in Eukaryota, Metazoa, Chordata, Actinopteri, Pleuronectiformes, Pleuronectidae. Gene Ontology annotation, cellular component: nucleus. Bases 39 to 1073 code for a protein of 344 amino acids. The record is from RefSeq and is a predicted model, not a curated record.